AUUUCCUCCCUUUUCUCCGACUCUUUCUUCUUCGUUAACUCCGCCUCCAAAUUCUCCCUCUUUCUCUCUCUAACUUUCUCUCUCCUCCCAAUCUUCCUCGCCGGAAAAAACCCACCUUUUUCCCGGCGACAAACAAUGUCUCAGUCCACCACUUUCUCUCUCCUAACCCCCACCAAAAUCUCCCCUUUCAAAACCCUCCUUAAACCCUCUUUCCCAACCCGCCCAUCCUUCCUUCCGGCCCGACCCGGAUCCGAACCUAGAUUCCACAACCCCAUCUCCGUCGCCGGAGCUCCGGUGAUUACUCCGGUGAUACCCGAAGAACCAUCAUCUUCGUCGUCGUCGUUAUCGACAUCGUUGGAGAUUGAUCAUGUGAGUUCGGCUGAGAUGAAGGAGAAUGGGUUUCGCAGCACGCGUAGGACGAAACUCGUGUGCACAAUUGGGCCUAGCACGUGCGAUUUCGAGACCAUUGAGGCGCUUGCUGAAGGUGGGAUGAAUGUCGCACGUUUGAAUAUGUGUCAUAACACGAGGGAGUGGCACAAGGAGGUGAUUGAGCACGUGCGGAAGUUGAAUGAAGAAAAAGGGUUUGCUGUUGCAGUGAUGAUGGAUACUCAAGGGAGUGAGAUUCAUUUGGGUGAUUUUGGUGCUGCUUCCUCUCUUAAAGCUGAGGAUGGUGAUAUUUGGACCUUCAGUGUCCGUUCUUUUGAUGAGAGUCAGCCAGAGCGCACCGUCAGUGCAAGCUAUGAUGGAUUUGCUGAAGAUGUUGAAGUGGGUGAUGAACUUGUUGUGGAUGGUGGUAUGGUCCGUUUUGAGGUUGUUGAGAAAAUUGGGCCUGAUGUCAAGUGCUUGUGCACUGAUCCUGGAUUGCUGUUGCCUCGUGCGAAUCUUGCAUUGUGGAGGAAAGGAAGACUGGUUCAACAACGUAACAGCAUGCUCCCAACAAUCACAUCUAAGGAUUGGCUGGAUAUUGAUUUUGCUAUAGCUGAAGGUGUGGAUUUCAUUGCAUUAUCUUUUGUUCGAUCUGCUGAUACAAUCAAUCAUCUGCGGAGCUAUAUUGCUGCCCGAUCUCCUAACAGGGAUGUUGGUGUAAUUGCUAAAAUAGAGAGUGUUGACUCACUGAAAAACUUGGAAGAGAUAGUAGAAGCUUCCGAUGGGGCUAUGGUUGCCAGAGGAGAUAUGGGCUCACAAAUACCUCUAGAGCAAGUUCCAUUUGCCCAGCAGAAAAUUGUUCAUUUGUGCAGGCAGCUGAAUAAGCCUGUCAUUGUUGCCUCACAGCUCCUUGAGUCCAUGAUUGAGUAUCCUAUACCAACUAGAGCAGAGGUUGCUGAUGUUUCUGAGGCUGUAAGGCAGCAAGCUGAUGCAUUGAUGCUCUCUGGUGAAUCAGCAAUGGGUCUUUACCCUGACAAAGCAUUAACUGUUCUUAGGAGCGUUAGCGUGCGAAUGGAAAAGUGGUGCAGAGAGGAUAAGUUUAGUGAAGAAUUGGAAUUAACAAAUAUAUCAUCAUCAUUUUCAGAUAUCAUAAAAGAAGAGAUAUGCCGGUCUGCUGCCAAAUUAGCCAGCAGUCUGCAAGUGGACGCCUUGUUUGUUUACACAUCAGAUGGACACAUGGCAUCUCUCCUUUCACGGUGGCGACCAGAUUGUCCAAUAUUUGCUUUUACCCCCACUCCUUCUGUGCGGAAACGAUUAAAUCUGCAAUGGGGGUUGAUCCCUUUCCGGUUAAACUUUUCCGAAGACAUGGACACUAAUUUGAGCAAAACUCUGUCGUUGUUGAAAAUAAGAGGCAUGAUCAAGCCUGGAGACCGUAUUGUUGCUGUGUCUGAUAUGCUACAAUCUAUCCAGGUAAGGAUCGUUCCUUGAAUGCCUGCCUGCUGGUUAUGUGAUUGUGUUCGGGAUGAAGUUCAGCAAUUUGUAAUUUAAUGGAUAUUUAGGGAUUAUUUGUGUGCGUGAGAAACAUCUGAUAUUCUACAUUCCUUGUGAUUGUAGAAGUCUUAAGGCUGUAUUAUCACUUAGGUAUAUAGUGCCAACUUUGAUCCUAGAUUCUUAGAUCUACUCGUGCAUCUUUUUUCUCCCGUCUUUUCUUGAUGUAAUUUUAAAAUGACUUCUGAUGUAUUUUUAGAAUUGGUGUUUACAAAGUAUUUUGUUAACAUCGAGCGCA
This is a messenger RNA of Chenopodium quinoa (quinoa), 2152 nucleotides long. Its product is annotated as pyruvate kinase isozyme A, chloroplastic-like. Bases 136 to 1854 code for a protein of 572 amino acids. Gene Ontology annotation, biological process: glycolytic process. Gene Ontology annotation, molecular function: potassium ion binding; magnesium ion binding; pyruvate kinase activity. Lineage: Eukaryota; Viridiplantae; Streptophyta; Magnoliopsida; Caryophyllales; Amaranthaceae. The record is from RefSeq and is a predicted model, not a curated record. Gene Ontology annotation, cellular component: chloroplast stroma; cytoplasm. The transcript has 6 exons.